Molecule: messenger RNA, 4151 nt
Organism: Erigeron canadensis
Lineage: Eukaryota; Viridiplantae; Streptophyta; Magnoliopsida; Asterales; Asteraceae
Product: abnormal spindle-like microcephaly-associated protein
Exons: 21
Coding region: 1-3963 (1320 amino acids)
Biological process (GO): spindle organization; mitotic cell cycle; establishment of meiotic spindle localization
Cellular component (GO): spindle pole
Molecular function (GO): protein binding
Source: RefSeq, a predicted model, not a curated record
AUGGAUCAAAAACAAGAGCAGCAAAUCCCAUCACCAAUGUUUCGGGAUAUAUCGAAUUUCAAAACCCCAAGAAAAACAAACCCUAAAACUCACAAUUUUGAAACACCAUUCUUCACUGCUUCUAAACAAACUCCUAAGUCGUCAUUCUCGAGUGUUCGCCACGGCCCCCGGUAUUCCCUUGCUGCUAAAAAACUCAAAGCGGUCGAACUCGAGCAAUCAAAAUCUUCAAGAAAGACUCAAACUGAUAAAGAAAAGUCUUUGAAGUCGUUAGCGAAAUCUUUAACGGUUUGGCUUAAUUUCUUGUUUGAAAACCCCAGGUCUUGUGGUAUUGAGAUAUCGAGAUUUAAUGGUGAAGAUUCUUGUGAUGAGUCAUCAUCUGCUGUGUUUUCGGGUGGGAAGAGGUAUAGUGCGUCUCACUGCGGUGGAGUGGCAGUGGAUCGAGAAUGGCGUGGCCCAAAACGUCAAAAAGAUAUGUUGUGGGUUUAUAAGGGUGAAGCGGAAAACAAGUUUUCGAGUUCUAGUUAUUCGCGCUUGAAGGUUUCCCUUGGGGAUAUUUGCAGCUUGGAUGAUUUGAACGAGAGAAUGUCCCUUUAUUUGAGCCUUACUAGUUGCCACGAGAUUCUUGAUGUCAUGACUCGUGUUGCAAAGAAUAUUGAUGAAGGAAGACUAAAGAUGAAGGCUCAUUGCCCGAUAGUUACUGAUGUAGGAAUGAAAGAGAAUGCCUUGAAGGUCUUAAUGAGUUAUAACCCUGUUUGGUUAAGGAUUGGGCUUUAUAUAAUAUUUGGUGGUGAAUCAUUGUUGCCAAAGCCAAACAUUGAUAUGACUUUGGAACACGAAAUUUCCUUUUUGAAAAUGGUAGCUGAAAAAUUGUUCUUUUCGCAUUCUGGACUAGCAAAGGCCUACAUUUAUAACAAGUUGGUUGACGGGUUGUACAGACCGGGUUAUUAUGAAAAACUGGGGAGUGUUAUCUUAAAGAAGUUUUUAUUGCUAGCUCUCAUACUUGAUCGAGCUAAAUCACACAGCAGCUUGCCUAUCAGUUAUGGUAUAGAUGGCCUUGAUGGUGGUUCACCUAUGUUGUUCACACCUCGAGCAACUAUCAAAUCAAGUGGUGAAGUGAUUUCUGAUUUCUUAUCACCUGAUGUCAUGCAUGGAGUUGGUAAUCUUCUUACACACCUCACAAUUAUAGGGUACAAGGUUUCUUACCAACAGAAUCCUCUUGUCAAGUAUGAAUUCAAGGUGACUGAUCUUUUUCAUGAUCUACAAGAUGGGGUCCUUCUAUGUAGAGUCAUUCAACUCUUACAACAUGACACCUCUAUUCUUAAGAAAGUGGUUGUCCCAUCAGAUGAUCGAAAGAAGCAUUUGGUAAACUGUGAGAUUUCUCUAAAAUAUCUGAAGCAGAUUCGAGUUCCAUUAUGUGAUGAAGAUGGAACUGAGAUUUUAACAGAAGAUAUUGUUAAUGGUGAUAAGGAGCUUAUAAUCUCACUACUAUGGAAUAUCUUUGUUCAUCUACAGUUGCCACUUCUGAUCAACAACAAACAUGUAUGUGAUGAAAUCACCAAUAUUCGUGGACCUCAAGUGCAGAUAUUUCCGAACACCUCAAGCCACCUGGAGAUGCUUCUCGAGUGGAUCAAGGCUAUAUGUGAUAAUUAUGAUUUGAAGGUUGAGAACUUUGCUUCAUUGGUUGAUGGUAAAGCCAUGUGGUGCUUGCUUGAUUUUUAUUUUCGGAAAGAACACCCCGAUACUAGGUCUAACAGAGACCUAAAGGAAGCAAACAAAGUAUCAAUUAUGUCAGCUUCAGAUUAUGUUGAUGCAGUGCACAACUUCUUGCUGUCACAAAAGCUGACAACGCUUUUGGGAAAUUUCCCAGAGGUUCUUCAAGUUAGUGAUAUACUUGAAUAUAAAGGUGCAUGCAGCGAUCGGGGUGUGAUCAUCCUGUUGGUUUUUCUCUCAUCUCAGUUAAUUGUCAAGAGAAAUCUGCUACAGAUAAACUUCCAUAAGCUCUUAGGUCAUAAUCAAAAUUCAGAAAGGAAAUGUAUCAGACGAGAAAAACUACUAGGAAAUCAUGAAAAUAUAGAAGAGGCUCAUCAGAACCACAAUGAAGACCAUGGGAAAAAAUUUGAGACUAUCAUGGCUUGGUGGAAGGAAAUGGCUCAACAUAACAGCAAAGCUAAUGAGACACCAGUUUACACAGCAUUGCAAAAAGACGCAAGUGAUAAGCAAAGAGAAAAUGCUGCAAAAAUCAUACAAUCAAGUUUCAGGAAAUUGGUUGAACACCAGAAGUAUAAAAGAACAAGGAAUACAAUUUAUUAUCUGCAGACUGCUAUCCGUGUUUGGCUAACUGUUAAGAAUAUCUCAUCCAUUACAAAGCUCAGUACAAUUAAGAUCGAUGAACCAUCAUGCGAUGAAACGAACCGGUCAAAAAGGAUUUCCAGAUGUUUAGUUGACAGACAUGCUUUCAUCAAACUCAAACGUUCUGUAGUAAUCGUUCAACAUGCCGUGCGAUAUUUUAUUAACCAAAAGCGUCAAACUGAUGCCGCCGUAGUAAUUCAGAAAUGCAUUCGUAGUUGGAUAUUAAGGAAAAGCUUCUUGGAGCAAAAGCAAGCGGCGAAAAGAAUUGAAAUUCAUUUUCAUGGAUGGCUACUAAGAAAAAGUUUGUUGAAUCAGAAGCAAGCAACGGUAAAAAUUCAAAGUUGUUAUCGCAGAUAUCUUGUUAGGAAGAGUUUCUUGAGUCAUAAACAAGCAGCAACAAGAAUCCAAAGUCACUAUCGCCAAUGGUUGUCAAGAAACUGUUUCCUGAAAACGAAGCAAGCAGUUAUGAAGCUGCAAAGGGUAUAUAGGUUUACAAAAUACAUGAAGCACUACAAACUUGAAAAUAAGUCAGCGGUCACUAUUCAGUCACAUACACGGGGAUGGAUUGCUCGUAGAGCAGCAUGCAGGUGUAGGCAUGUCAUCGUUCUCAUCCAAAGUAUUUGCCGUGGUUGGUUGACGAGAAGGAGGUUUCUGUUGCAAAAGGAGGCUGCAACAAGGAUCCAAAGUGAUUUUCGGUGUUUUAAAAGCUUCAAGGCUUUCAAAUGCUAUACAAAUUCUGCUAUUGUAAUCCAGCAAAUUGUAAGGGGGUGCAUUGCUAGAAAGAUCACUUCAAGGUUGUCUUCGAAUCAAGAAGAUGCAAGAUCAGACUGCAAUCAUGAUGGCAUAUUACAAUCCCAAACAAGAACAGAAUCAGCAAUAGUGAUCCAAUCAAAUGUUCGAGGGUGGAUUGCUAGAAGAGCAACAGCUCAAAGGAGACAUCGUAUUGCAGUGAUCCAAUCUUAUUGGAAAGGGUAUGUUGAGCGAAAACAUGCAAGAGGAAAGCUAUCAGAUAUACGAUUGAGGGUGCAGAUGGCUGCUGUGAAUGUGGACGAUGGCAUGCGUAUAAUUAACAGGCUCAUUGCAGCACUUUCAGAACUGAAAAAUACGAAGAGUGUUAGUGGCAUCCUUCAUACUUGUGCAACUCUUGAUAUGGCUACACUACACUCUCAGAAAUGCUGUGAGAAGCUUGUGGAUGCUGGGGCCAUCAAUACACUACUUGAACUAAUCCGUUCAAUUAGUCAAAGCAUUGCUGAUCAGGAGGUUCUAAGGCACACACUUUCUACUUUUAGAAACCUUACACGACAUCCUCAUUUGAAUGAAGAGGUCAUUGGCACUUCUGGAUCGUGUCAGAUAAUUCUACGGGAAUUCAUAAGGAACAAGGAAGACACAUACUUUAUUGCAGCUGAUGUUCUGCGAAAUAUAUGUUCGAACAAGAAAGGUGUUGAAGGAUUGCGUAAUCUACAUGCAUUAGUAAAGAGAUUGCAUAAUCUUCUUGAAGAUCUUAAGAAGAAAGCAGGCAACAAAAGGAAUCCACGAACCAUGGCAACAAAGGAACAGACAGAUCGAAGAUUGAAAGAAGCCGUUCAAAUUUUAAAAUUGAUAACCAAAGGGUAAGACAGAUUCCAACCUGGAAGCAUUGUGGUUUUGUUUUUCUCUUUUAGUUAUUAGGGAUUUUUCUGCAGGAAAUCUAGCUUGAUUUAGAACAUACAUUUUGUGCUGAUCCAAGGAUUGAAGUACUAGGAUUUUGGAUGAAUUUGUAAAUUGGAACUGUCAUCUUAUUGAAUUUGAAGUUAGAUAAUCAA